This is a messenger RNA of Leishmania braziliensis MHOM/BR/75/M2904, 4260 nucleotides long. It is a transcript of the gene POLIB, whose product is annotated as putative mitochondrial DNA polymerase I protein B. Gene Ontology annotation, biological process: DNA-templated DNA replication; double-strand break repair. The record is from RefSeq and is a predicted model, not a curated record. Gene Ontology annotation, molecular function: DNA-directed DNA polymerase activity; DNA binding. Bases 1 to 4260 code for a protein of 1419 amino acids. NCBI's taxonomy places the organism in Eukaryota, Euglenozoa, Kinetoplastea, Trypanosomatida, Trypanosomatidae. The transcript has a single exon.
AUGCGUCGUCGACUGAGCGGCUCCCGGCCACAUGUGCUGUUCCAAUCACUGCGCUCGACCUGCACUGUGCAGUCCCUGACGAAGGCCCAGGCAGCGCUCGCAAGAGGGAAGGCUCCGUCGGUGGAUGCCGCUGCCGAAUACGCAGAGUUCUUUCGCGUCCCCAUCUCACUAGACUCCGGCGUCGUGCGUAGUACACAGGAGUACUACAGAAACAUUCAGAAGUUGGCCGACGCGAAGCAAAGCACCGAUGCGCAGCAUAACUCUCCGAAGAAUGGCUGCGACCAAAGCAGCGUGGCGACUUUCCUGGCGGGGUACCACUUUUCAACAGCGACCUUUCACAUCUUCUCCAUCGCCGCGGACAAAAUUGUGUGUAGCGUGGACACGAGCGCGGGGGCUGCGGAGAUGUGGAGUUUAGCGGAUGAGCUCAUGGCCCAUAUGAACGGCAAAUCGCCGCAGCUUGCUCUUAUACCCGUUGUGGAGACGGAGCAGGAGCGGAAGAGUCUGCAGGUGCCUCUCCAAAAGCUCACGGCCUUGUUGAGGUCCAGCGGGCUGCAGGUGGUUGCUCACGUUGACACCCUCGAACUGAGCUCCGCGCUGUGCCGCGAUCCUCCGUCGCCGGGUGAUAUCACACGCAAUGCUGUGUCUGGUGUGUCUCCGACUCCCGUGACUCUCAAAUGGUUUCAGGCGCAUUGGGCGUUCAUCCGCACUGCGGCUUGCCAGGCAAAGCCGGCGGACCCGCUGCAGACACUGAGCACGUACGUGCUGCCCCGCUUUGCCGUCUACCUUAUUCACCUCGUGCGUGCCGGCACUCGCGGGCUUAACGUGUCACUCUGGGAUCCGGUGCGUCGCCGCCGCUUUUCCGCCAAGGGCAUGCUCUCUGACGUACUCGCCUGCCUGCUUGAUACGCGCUCCAGCCAGAUGAUUUUGGUGCCCACGCACCGCACCGACCGCGCUGCGCUCUUCCGCUGCCGCACCGCCGUCAUGAAGGCUGGCCAUGAUUGCGUCGUCGUGUACGCGUCGGAGGUGAGCGACCGCCUGCGUGGCUGCUACCAGUCCGACCCAAUGCGAUACUGGGGCGUGAUGAAGGAGACUGCAGGUUUCCUGGACGCAGAUCUGUUAUUCAACAUCUACAUAUCCGCCGGCAACACACUCCGCAGUUAUCAGCGCAAGAAGCUCACCGAGAACCAGUCAUGCCACCACUUGAGUCUGUUGACCAGCUCCUCGGAUGAGGGGGUGGAGUCCCCGCAGAUUGUGCUCGACUGGGUCCGCUACUUCACGCAUCCCAAGCGCGUUGCAGCCGAGAAGGCGGAGCUGCGCCACUAUGACAAGUUCAUUGCCAUCGCCUACGUCGCCACCGAUCACACUGUGCACGGCCAGCCGAUGAACCCCGUGGCGGAGAUUAAUCAUGUGUUGAGUGCGUGCAUCACCGACCACGCGAAUCAGACAGUGGAGCCGUGGGCUAUCUACACCAAGCGCGGACAGUUCUGCUUACCCUGUCUUGACGGAUACGACGUGCUCGUCACGCACGAUGCCAAGUCGUUAUUGCUGCUGCUGUCGGGUGACGCCGAACUUCACAAGUUCAUCCAACGCGGCGGCCGUGUUUGGUGUGUGACGCUAGCCGAGUAUCUUCUAGAGGCGCAGCGAUGCACCAGCAGCAGUAACAGCCUUCACGAUUUGGCCCUUCGUCACGGUGUGCAGCUGCCGCCGUUGUCGCGUGUGGGUACGCCAAACGACCGUCUCCCGUUUGCCUAUCAGCGGCAGUUUCUUCGUCACGCAACGCCUGCGGUGGUGAAGGUUUUUGCGGGGCAGCUCAAGCGUGCACUUGAGCAGUGCCAGGUGCUGAGCCUGGCGCAUCGUAUGGACUCCUUGCUGGCGAUGACGAGCAUCGAGAAUGCUGGUAUCCACAUCGACGCGGAGGAGGCAGCGCGGCAGACGGCUUCCUUGAAGAGCGCUGCAUCUGUGCUAGACGCGGCGAUGGAGGCCUACGUGCCGCGCGAGGUACCACUCGACAUGAGGAUGUACUUUGACUGGGCGUCUCUGCAACAGCAGCACGCCUACUUCUUUGGCGGUACCAUUACGCUGGGUCACCGGACCCAAGUCCGCGAUACGCCUCUAUGGACGUCGAAUCUGGUUCAUCUCUGCCACCGCUUUGGCACUUUCACCCAUAUGGUUGGGGAGCUACACCUGCAGCGUUACGCGGCCCAAUGUGCGCUGCCCACGACAGGGCCGUUGCCGGCCCGUAUCCAUCAGUACAUCGAGGCUCAGGGAUCGCAGAAGCUGAAGACGUACCGCAUCGUCUUCUUCGACAUCGAGACAACAGGGCUCAACCCAAGUACGGACGCCAUUGUGGAGGUGGCCAUGUUCGACCCCAUCGAGAACAGCACGUUUCACACACUCGUAAACCCGCAGCGCCCCAUCUCGCCACGGACUGUUGGCAUUCACCACAUCACGAACGAGAUGGUGCGCGAUGCGCCGACUGUGGACGUGGUCGCAAAGAGUAUCGGCCAGUACCUGCGCCUCGACAUGGCGUCGUACAACCCGCAUGAGAUUUUGGUGCUGGUGGGUCACAACGUCUUCUCCUUGGACCAGCCGAUGCUGCGCCGUGCGCUGGAGUGUUACGCGCCGGAGUGCCAGCUGGACGGCGUUCUGUUCUGUGACUCGCUGGCGUUGCUUAAUUCCCACCGAAGCGUGCUGCGAUGGCGCUUGCGCGGAAACCGUGCGAAUCAACCCCUCAUGGAGGCCCUCGCAUCCUCUCUGCGCCUCAGUCGACUGAUCACAGCGCUCAACGUGCGGCCGGAGGGAGACCUGCAUCGCGCUGACACAGACACAAAGGCGCUCUGGUACGUGCUAGUCAACAUUCUCGGCGUUGCCGGCAAAGAACCCACGGUGCAGCGUGACAAAAUUUUGCUGGAGGCCGCCAACUGCUUCCUGCGCGCUCCGUCGAUCGGGUGCUUUGUGCCAGCAGAGCGUCAAAGUCGCCUUGUAAAGGUGCGUCUUCCCGGCGUAGCCGCCGACUACAUCAGUAACGCGAAGCUGAUUGCAAGUCUGCAAGGUAAAGUCUUCUCCGACGCUGUGCUGACGUCCUUGCACGCACACGGCGUGAAGCCGGCCGGCCUGCUCCUGCAGCGGCAGCUGCUCAACCGUCACACCUCCACCUUCCUGCAGCCGAGCGCAAACGGACGGCUGGCCAUUCUGCAUCGAGACGGCAGGGUGCACCAGCACAUCGACAUGACCGCCACGACAACGUCGCGCACUGUCAGUGCCUACCCAAGUUGCCAGAAUAUUCCCAAGGACGAUAAGUCGUCUGUGCGGCGUCUCUUCGUGUCCCGCUUCGGCUCCCAAGGGCGCUGCGUCGAGGUGGACUACUCACAGCUGGAGAUCGUGGUGCUGGCGAUUCUGUGCAACGACGCGAACCUGACACAUGACCUCAAUCACGGCGUCGACUUCCACGUGAAGCGGGCGGCGUUCUUUAGCGGGCUACCGUACGACGAGAUCUAUCAGGGCUAUAAGCGAAAUGUUCCCAAGUAUGUCAAGCUGCGCAGGACGGCGAAGCAGUUUUCCUUUCAGCGUCUGUACGGCGCUGGGGUGCCACUGCUGCACAAGACAACUGGCAUUCCAGUAAAGGACCUUGAGGCGUCGAUUCAGAGAGAGAACGAGGCCUACCCCGGCAUCGCGCAGUUUCAUCGCACUAUCCGGUCUGUCGCGCUUCGCCCGAACAACCCAGGGCUGCCCACCAGCUUCAUUGCCGAGAUGCCGACAGGGUUGCGGAUGAGCCUGCGCACGCGGGAUGUGGUGCUGAACCUGCCUCCUAUCAAGAACUACCCAAUUCAGGGCUACGGCGCGGAGCUGGCGCAGAUGAUGCUCGGCCGGCUCUUCCGACACUUUAUGCGGAGAGACUUCUACAAGAACCGCGCGUUUCUCAUCAACUUUGUGCACGACUCGGUGUGGAUGGAUUGCCAUGUCGAUGUACUGCGUGAGUGUGUGACAGACACGUGCCGCAUUCUCGGCUCGGCUCACGAGUACGUCCCGAAGGUGUUCCCUGGGGUGAAAAUCAGCGUGCCGCUGCAAGUCUCUGCGUCGUGCGGGGUAGACAUGUGCUCUAUGGAGAACAUCAGGGGUGACGACUACACGUUUGUGUUGAAGCAGCGCAAGACGAGGUCAGCGGAGGUGCAGGACUUUUUGGACCUGACGACGGCCAAGUCGAACUUCUCGGCGGUGAUGGAGGAGAGCGUCGCGUCCGAGGAAGAGGCGACCGUGUGA